AGUUUUAUGCAGACAAACGUCUAUAAAUUUUAAGCAUUAUCGUCAAGUACAAACGGACAAGAUGUUUACAUUAAUUGAACUUUAGUGUAUAAAUCUGAUUUGUAAAUAUCUCGUUCCGCUGGACAUUAUAGUGUUUAUAUAAAGGAUUAUGAAGGAAUGGCGAAAAGUUACGAUCACUUGUUUAGAAUUCAACUGAUUGGUAACCCAGGUGUCGAUAAAACGCUAAUGUUGUGUGUGUUUACGGAAGGCGGAUAUAAACCUACGACUAUUUCAACUUUCGGAUUUGACUUCACAUGUAAAAAUAUUGAACUGGGUGGAAAGAGAAUCAAACUUGAAAUAUGGGACACUACACUUUGGGAAAGGGGCAGGACAAUUACUAGAGCUAUUUUCAGACACACAGCGGGUAUAAUGUUCGUGUAUGACAUUACAAAUCAAAAAUCGUUUCGAGAUACAGAAUACUGGCUGAAGUUUGUGAAGGAGCAUGCGGGGCAACAUAUACAAAAAAUCCUUAUAGGCAACAAGUUGGAUUUGAACUCUAAGAGGCAGGUCAGGGAAGAGGAAGGAAAACAGCUUGCGUCGGCAAACGGAAUUAAGUUCAUGGAAGUAAGUUCGAAGGAAAGGAUCAAUAUAGACAAAGCAUUUUUAACUCUGACAGAAGAUAUCUUAAAUGUCGCCGAAAAGCAGUCAAAUGAAAAACGUCUGGCUGAAAGUAAAGCUCAAAAAGAUUCCGAGAGUGCAAAAGAAAAGAGUAUUUUGAGAAAGAUUUUUCAGCCAUUCUUAGGGGGAAAGACACAAGCAGCCACAUCGGUUCCAGAUGAGAUCAAGCAAGAUCCAUAUGCACUCGAUCUAUACGAAAAAGCUUUGAAAGACGGCACGGAGACGGACAGGUCCGUUCGUAUUAACAUCGUUGGAAACUACAGACAAGGUAAAACAUCGCUAAUGAGAAGGCUUUUAGGAAAGAAAGUCAAAGAUGUUUCAAGUACGGAUGGUAUAGAUGUCAUCCAUUACAAAUGCUUUCGUACAAUAGAUGGGAAAUUUUCUUUUAGAAGAGCUGAAGAGAACGAUAAAUCUGACAUCGUAGAGCGGCUGGUUUCUGUUGCUUUGUCAUCAAACAGUGAACAACUAAAAGAUGAACCAAGUAUUACACAAUCAGUCAUUUAUCAGAGGGACCCUAAAUUAGAAACGGUAACAGCUACGACAAAUACCAUGAAAUCGGACUAUUCGGAAAUGGCGGGGGAAAAUAAGGAUGAAAAAGUAUCGCCGGUGCCAGACCGUCAAAUGAAAGGAAUGAGAAGUUCACCUUAUAUCGAUAUAGCGUCCUCAAGUGAUUUUGAAGACAAUGAAAAUAUUGUAAAAAAGAGCAAAAAGACAAUUUUGUCUGUUAAAGAGAAGGAAACAUUUUCAAGAGAAUUAAAUAGAAGAAAAUUGCAGUCGUCAACAAAGGCAACCCAAACAUUGUUUGACAUAUGGGAUUUCGGCGGACAACAUAUAUUCUAUGCCACACAUACGCUAUUUCACAGUAAAAAUGCGAUUUACUUGUUGGUAUUUGAUCUCUCUUUGGACUUACAGAGCGUGAUUGUUGAUGAAGAUUUUCCAGAAGAAUCUGAUGACAAAGAUUUGGAGUAUUUUCUUCACUUUUGGAUGAAUUCAAUUCAUUCAUUUGUUGGCUCCGAGGAUGGUUUCAAGCCUACAGUUAUUCUCGUAGGUACACAUAAAGACAAAGUAAAGGGAAACGUGAAAGUCAAACGUCAAUACAUUGAACAAUAUUUCAAUCAAAUAAGAACAAGUUUUGAUGGAACUAAGUUGUUAAAUCAUAUACAUUCCGAGGACUUUGCGGUUGACAAUUCCAUUGGGAACGAUGAAACUAUUUCUGCGCUACGCGAAACAAUCGUAAGACUUGGAAAUGCUCAGUCAAAGGCAAUAGAAAUUCCAGCAAAAUGGAUUCAGCUUGAGCAAGCACUGGCGGAUAGGAAACAUAUCAAAAUAAUACCGUUUGAGCUUGUGCUAGCCAUUGACGAGCAAAAUGAAGUUCCUAUCGGUGACCCUGAGCAGAUCAAACUAUUUCUACGAUAUCAUCAUGGCAAAGGAACUUUUAUAUAUUUUGAUGAGGAACCGCUAUCAGAGCACGUUGUUCUUGAUCCCCAAUAUUUAAUCGACGCCUUCAAAUGCAUCAUCACAAGUGAACGUUUCUGUUCAAAUGACCCCGAAAUAAGGCCUCUUUGGAAAAUGCUACAGACAGACGGAAGACUAGAAGUAGCUUUGAUUGACAAACAGUGGGGUAAGGAUGGUAACAAAAUGUUCAUGGAAUACAAAGAGAUAUUGAUCUUAUUUCUCACUAAACACCACAUUAUUUCAGAGGCAACAAGAUUUGAUGAAACUAUACAACAAUCGACAGGGCUUGGUUGGUAUGUUGUUCCAAGCUUAUUAAAAUCCCACUUACCACCGGUGGAAAUUCAACAAUUCCGUAAAGGAAGGAAACAAACCAUGGUUCGUUUUGUGAUGUCUUUUGAAAACUCAACCAUAGUUCCAACGAUAUACCAUCGUCUUAUGGCAGCUCUUAUCGGAAAAUGGCCAAUUGCGCAAUUGGGCAGAAAACCUCUAAUUUCUAAAGACAAAUGUAUUGUUCUAUUGAAUAUGGAUCACGCUGGAGUAGCGGAAUUGGGGUUUGAUACUAUUGAACUAACAGUUGUAAGCCUGUGCCAUUCUUCAGCUGUUCAUCCUGAACAAGCAGAUAUUUUAAGACGGUUUGCAGAAGCGCUUGUUGUACAUGAGUUUUCAAAGCUGGAAAGAAAGCAUGAUAGUCACUCAAAACCUUACAAAACGACGUACAGAUGUAACCAUGAGAUGCACAAUGGGAGCGGAAGCAUAAAAGUCUUAGAAAUCGACACUCCGGUCAACAAAAACCUCAUUCCGUGCCCAGACUUGAUCGCACAUGAUGUAGAUGUUAUAAAAGCAAGGGAUGAGUGGUUUCAAGAUAAAUUGGAGAAAAUAUCCGUUUCAAAAACAGUACUAAGCGACAAGGUUUUGAGUAAAAUUUCAAGAUGCAUAGGAAAUAACUGGGAAAUGCUUGGAUUAGAGCUUGGUUUGACACAAGUAGAUAUAGAACAAAUAUCUGAGGACAAUCCGCAUAAAACUGCAAUGAAGAUAUACUACAUGUUAAAAUGCUGGUGUCGUCAAAAUGCAGAAUUAGCAGAUAUGAAUGUCUUGGUACAGAAAAUGCAAGAAUGCCCAAAUGUGAGUAUCCAAUGGGAUGCAAUAAGAAACAUUGUGGAUGAAAUGAAGUAGAAUGUUCCACAUACAGAUUUCAGAUACGGACUUAGUAAGAACGAUGUCUUGACCUUAUGAAAUUACUUGUUAAAGGCUUAUUAACACAAGGUCAGUUUAAUGGUAAAGUAAAUGAACUGUAAUUAGAACGAAAAUGGGCAAUACUAAUAUAUACGAAGAAAAUGGAAGACGUUACCGGUUGUAAAAUUUGUUGUACAUAUUUCGUUUGCAUAAGGGCCGAUUAGUGUUAUGUUUUGGUUAAAGCAUAACGAAGGACUCUUAGCUGCAUGAAGCUAAAGUAUUUCUACCGUUGCGGCUAAUACUGUUUCGGACACAGACAUGGCAGACAUUGUUAAGAAUUAACAUUUGUUAGACAUCAUAAGAGGAGUAUAUAUCGUAACGUCGAAGUAAUACUUUUCGAGAAUAAAUUACAAAGUAAGAUGAAAAUAAAGAACCAUAUUUCAUAUGUGUAUUAUGCUGAUAAAGAAAAGAAGGCUGAAGGAGACUAUAUGAUAUGUCGCCAGUACUGUACUUAGUUUAUAAUAAAUAAUGUACAAAUAUACACAAUAACUGACUUUAUGUUGACUGAAAACUGAACGUAUGUCAAUGCGUUGACUGAAAACUAAAAGCAUGUCGGACUUUUGUUCUUGUUUUUAUAUACGAUGCUCACUGGUAUACAUUUUAGUAUCAUGAAUGAUUUUUUAACGACAUUGGAGUGGAAAUUGUAGUUCAACAUUAGAUAGAGCAUCAAAGAGUCAUUUGAACGUAAACGAUAAGAUUUGAAUCCUCUUUGAUUAAUUUCUAUUUUGGAUUCACUAUGAUAUUUGUCACUGUUAGUUACGAGUGUUACAUACAAAUGUGCUUUAUAACACGUGUUAUUUCGUCCAUGAGAUGCACAAUGGGAGCGGAAGCAUAAAAGUCUUAGAAAUCGACACUCCGGUCAACAAAAGCCUCAUUCCGUGCCCAGACUUGAUCGCACAUGAUGUAGAUGUUAUAAAAGCAAGGGAUGAGUGGUUUCGAGACCAUUCGGAGAAAAUAUCCGUUUCAAAAGCAGUACUAAGCGACAAGGUUUUGAGUAAAAUUUCAAGAUGCAUAGGAAAUAACUGGGAAAUGCUUGGAUUAGAGCUUGGUUUGACACAAGUAGAUAUAGAACAAAUAUCUGAGGACAAUCCGCAUAAAACUGCAAUGAAGAUAUACUACAUGUUAAAAUGCUGGUGUCGUCAAAAUGCAGAAUUAGCAGAUAUGAAUGUCUUGGUACAGAAAAUGCAAGAAUGCCCAAAUGUGAGUAUCCAAUGGGAUGCAAUCAGAAACAUUGUGGAUGAAAUGAAGUAGAAUGUUCCACAUACAGAUUUCAGAUACGGACUUAGUAAGAACGAUGUCUUGACCUUAUGAAAUUACUUGUUAAAGGCUUAUUAACACAAGGUCAGUUUAAUGGUAAAGUAAAUGAACUGUAAUUAGAACGAAAAUGGGCAAUACUAAUAUAUACGAAGAAAAUGGAAGACGUUACUGGUUGUAAAAUUUGUUGUACAUAUUUCGUUUGCAUAAGGGCCGAUUAGUGUUAUGUUUUGGUUAAAGCAUAACGAAGGACUCUUAGCUGCAUGAAGCUAAAGUAUUUCUACCGUUGCGGCUAAUACUGUUUCGGACACAGACAUGGCAGACAUUGUUAAGAAUUAACAUUUGUUAGACAUCAUAAGAGGAGUAUAUAUCGUAACGUCGAAGUAAUACUUUUCGAGAAUAAAUUACAAAGUAAGAUGAAAAUAAAGAACCAUAUUUCAUAUGUGUAUUAUGCUGAUAAAGAAAAGAAGGCUGAAGGAGACUAUAUGAUAUGUCGCCAGUACUGUACUUAGUUUAUAAUAAAUAAUGUACAAAUAUACACAAUAACUGAAUUUAUCUUGACUGAAAACUAAACGUAUGUCAAUGCGUUGACUGAAAACUAAAAGCAUGUCGGACUUUUGUUCUUGUUUUUAUAUACGAUGCUCACUGGUAUACAUUUUAGUAUCAUGAAUGAUUUUUUAACGACAUUGGAAUGGAAAUUGUAGUUCCACAUUAGACAGAGCAUCUAAGAGUCAUUUGAACGUAAACAAUAAGAUUUGAAUCCUCUUUGAUUAAUUUCUAUUUUGGAUUCACUAUGAUAUUUGUCACUGUUAGUUACGAGUGUUACAUACAAAUGUGCUUUAUAACACGUGUUAUUUCGACUAGUAUAUAUCUUUUUUAUUAUUAAGAUUUAACAACGAUGGGUUUUUUUUCUGUCAAAAGAGAUUGAGCUAUUAGAGCGUGGUUAACCUUGGUUUGGCUAAUAAAUAGUUAGCGUUUUGUUUGAUAUCUACGUGAAUGUUCUGUUUUGAAUUUGUUGAAGGAUAGUGACUGUAGUAUUAUUUUAAACAUGACCUUGGUGUUAUGAUCAAUACAACUGAGCUAAUUGAGAUAAAGAUACUGAUCGAAACAAUUUGUGUUAUUUCUUCGACUUCUACCGAAGGAGCUGUAACAACAAAUAUGUAAUAUUUAACUCAUAUUUAAUAUGAUACUUUCCAAAGUAUGUUCUUUUUAAUAUACUAGCAUAAAUUUAUUGAUCGUGGGAUGGUGAGUUCGAACAUUGCUAUAUGUAUAUUCACAGGUACGAUUUGAAAGAAGACAAUGCGCUUGAAAGCAUUUGUUCUCCACUUCUGAUUCGUGUGGAGAAAGUGGUAGUUAUU
This is a messenger RNA of Mercenaria mercenaria, 5957 nucleotides long. RefSeq lists its product as uncharacterized. Bases 157 to 3285 code for a protein of 1042 amino acids. Gene Ontology annotation, molecular function: protein binding; GTPase activity; GTP binding. Gene Ontology annotation, biological process: signal transduction. The record is from RefSeq and is a predicted model, not a curated record. NCBI's taxonomy places the organism in Eukaryota, Metazoa, Mollusca, Bivalvia, Venerida, Veneridae. The transcript has 9 exons.